Molecule: messenger RNA, 1980 nt
Organism: Aspergillus pseudonomiae
Lineage: Eukaryota; Fungi; Ascomycota; Eurotiomycetes; Eurotiales; Aspergillaceae
Product: lysophospholipase phospholipase
Exons: 3
Coding region: 1-1980 (659 amino acids)
Biological process (GO): glycerophospholipid catabolic process
Cellular component (GO): intracellular membrane-bounded organelle; cytosol
Molecular function (GO): A2-type glycerophospholipase activity
Source: RefSeq, a predicted model, not a curated record
AUGAAGAACACCUUUCUCCUUGGCACAGUUGCCGUUUCCCUCUUUCCUGGCAUAACGGCGAGUCCUCUUAUCCCAAGUCAACAUCAGGUUACGAAUGUCAACCCUCGCGCACUACCUAAUGCUCUGAACGGAUAUGCCCCAGUCCAUGUUACAUGCCCGAAGACACGGCCCAGUCUCCGAAACGGCGCAACGCUCUCAUCCGAAGAGACGUCUUGGCUUGAGGCUCGACGUGGCAAAACUCUACCAGCUCUAAAAGACUUUUUCGGGCAUGUCCAGAUUGAUGGGUUUGAUGCAGUGAGCUAUCUCGAGAAUCACGCUCAUGACUUAACCAACAUACCCACGAUUGGCCUUGCCAUAUCAGGGGGUGGGCUGACAGCAGCUUUAAAUGGUGCUGGUACUUUCAAAGCCUUCGACAGCCGCACUGAAGGUACAAUGGCCAAGGGCCAGCUGGGUGGCUUACUGCAGUCGACCACCUAUUUUUCUGCUCUUAGUGGCGGCUCUUGGAUGCUUGGCUCAGUCUAUAUCAACAAUUUCACGACGGUUUCUGCAUUGCAGGAGCAGGGAAACCUCUGGAACUUUUCUAGCGGGAAUAUCUUCGCGGGGCCACCAAACAUGGAUCCACAAGAGUUCUGGGGUAAUAUUACAACUCAGGUCAAGACAAAACGGACAGCUGGCUUUGUGACUAGUGACCCAGACGUUUGGGGUCGGGUGCAAGGCUACUUCUUUUUCAAUGCCAGUCAUGGUGGUGUUGACUACACCUGGUCCUCUAUUGCAAAGAGUCAAGCAUUUCAAGAUGCUGAAAUGCCACUGCCAGUAGUAGUGGUCAAGGGGCAGUCUUUUGACAAAGCCCUUGAGGCACCGACCAAUUCAGAGCCGAUUUAUGAGGUGUCGCCUUGGGAGUUCGGCACAUAUGAUAGCUCUAUCGAUGGCUUCGUACCAUUAGAAUACCUGGGUACUCGAUUUAUCAAUGGUAUAGUCCCAGAGAACGAGACCUGCGUACGUGGCUUCGAUAAUGCCGGCUUUAUCACUGGCUCAUCGAGCGACAUCUGGAACCAGGGAAAAUCCGCCGAUAUAGUUGGAACCCUAAAGUCGAUGCUCUCUGAAAUCUCGAAGCAGUCUCUCGAGGAGGCACAAUUUCUCAAACUUGUUAUUGCAGGAGUUAUUAGCGCCACCAACUCGACCAACUCGACAUUGACUGGAUCCGCGGCCUAUGAGCCUAACCCCUUCUACCAGUACAAUACGGACUCGUCACCCUUUGCGCAAGAAAAGCGACUCACUAUUGUGGAUGGUGGUGAAGGCGGCCAGAAUAUUCCAUUCAACCCGCUGAUACAGCGAAACCGCAACGUGGACGUGAUAUUCGGCGUUGAUUCUCUCGGUUCCGAUGGGUCUUGGCCGACGGGCUCAGCCAUCAUCAGCACGUAUGAGCGCACCCUCGACGACCUAGCCAACACUUCCUUCCCAUAUAUCCCAGACCAAAAUACCAUCCUAAACCUGGGCCUCAAUGCCCGCCCCACAUUCUUCGGCUGCAAUAGCUCAAACCUGACCACACCCGCUCCGCUGGUCGUCUAUUUGCCCAACCACCCUGUCACGUAUAAUGCCACGACUACCCUUACGGACACGGACUUCAGCUCUGCUCGCCGUGACGGAUUCAUUAUGAAUGGCUAUAAUGUCGCCACCCAGGCGAAUGGUACCCUUGAUUCCGAAUGGACAACCUGCGUCGGUUGUGCAAUUCUCAGCCGUUCGUUUGAUAGGACCAGCACUACCGUCCCUGAGGCUUGUAGUCGGUGUUUCCAGCGCUACUGCUGGAAUGGAACGAUUGAUGAUCGGACUCCACCACCGUAUAGCCCCUCGGUGCUUUUGCCGAAUACCACUUCAACGACCGGCACAAGCCCGACUGCUUCUAGCAUGGGUCCCUCACUCGACGCCGCGGUCUGGUCUGCAAUUGCGAUGGUUGGAAUGGCCGUUUUCGUGAUCGGCUAA